AUGGUAUCUAAAAUCGGCAUCUUCCGCAACUAUCUAAAUGCGGUUUUGUGUACUGGGCCCACAAUUGCGACGUCCACGUACCCGCCGUGGAGACGUGAAUAUCCAGCAGAACAACCAGAACAACCGCGACCACAGUAUCCCGUGAGACAACUGGGACAACAGAGGCCAGAAUAUCCACCAGUACAGCCUGCACGAAGGCCAGAUUAUCCUGCGAUACGGCCAGAACAACCUCCACCACCACCUCCGAUACCUCCGCUACCACCGCAACCGGAUCCUUAUGAGCUGCGGCGCCAAAUGGAGGAGGAGCGUCGUCGACGGAUUCAGGAACAGUACAUUCGACAACGAGAGCAUCUGAAGGCGCUUGCGUACGAAAGAGAAAAG
This is a messenger RNA of Ostertagia ostertagi, 381 nucleotides long. The record is from the annotation of a GenBank genome assembly. NCBI's taxonomy places the organism in Eukaryota, Metazoa, Nematoda, Chromadorea, Rhabditida, Trichostrongylidae.